ACACUGUUUUUCCAGUUUCUUUUGAGCUUAACAGAUGAUUGUAAAAAACUGAAAUAACUAAAAGCAUUUUCCUGCCGAAAUAUUUAGUUAUGGAUUGGUACAUUGGCAAGGAAUGGAACGACACAGCGCGUGGUCUGCAAAAGAAGGUACUAAGUUUGGAAUUCCAAAGAGUUGAGAAGCCGCUUUUGAUAAGCACUGUCGAAUUCACCGUAAAAAAGCCCUGCCUGAACUUGGGCACCAGACCUAGCAAAUAUUUGGCAUCUAAUGAGACACAACACACAUUGGAGAUGGGUACCGCUGAUAGCCCCAUUGAUUGCUAUAUAGAGAUAUUGUUACAACAGUUCGUUCUCGGCGAAACCUCGGCUUGUAGCAUCAUCACCAAAACUGGUGAGCGAUUGCAGUUCGAGCUAAAGCUAGAUCGAAUUGUUAGCAAUAUUCAAAUUGACAAGUUAAGCGCAGGGGAAAUUUAUAAUCUGUCAUUAAAAUACAAAGAGAAAGGUGUGACUAUGUAUAAGGCACAUCCCAGGUUUGCCUGUGACUAUUUCUCACGAGCAGCUAAAUUAUUAAUUACAUACAAACCAUUCGACAAACUGGAUGAGGAGAAAAAUGGUAUCGAUAACCAUGCGUUGGAGUUGCUGUUCGUGCAGAUACAAACAAAUUUGGCUGCCUGUAUGCUACUAGAGAAGCGUUACGAACACGUCAUAUACCACACACAAUUUGUGGAAACACAGGAGCAACCCAGCGAGAAGAGCAUCUAUCGACGCGCAUUGGCAUACUAUUACCUGAAGGAAUUCGAAAAGGCGCAAAAGUUGAUCGAGCGUGUGCCCCAGUACGAAGAGAAACGUGAAUUCAGUAAAUUGCGAGACAAUAUAGCAACAAGCUGGAAGAGCAGCAAUGCCAACUACAAACAGCUUGUGCAGCGAAUGUUUAGCUAAAUACAGAUACGACGUAUAGCAAUAAAAAAUCAUUAUUUAUAACUUA
Messenger RNA from Drosophila hydei, 981 nucleotides. RefSeq names its product peptidyl-prolyl cis-trans isomerase D (gene Bdbt). The record is from RefSeq and is a predicted model, not a curated record. Gene Ontology annotation, molecular function: protein binding. NCBI's taxonomy places the organism in Eukaryota, Metazoa, Arthropoda, Insecta, Diptera, Drosophilidae. Bases 90 to 935 code for a protein of 281 amino acids. The transcript has a single exon.